AGAGAGAGGAGAGAGAGAGGAGGGGGAGACUCACACGGAGUCCUGCUUUUCUGAGCUGAGAGCUGACGGUUCCUAAGCAGAAAGUAUUAGGAGAAACACAGCAUCUUAUCUCUUUGCUGCAUUUACACAAUGAAAUCACUUCUAUUUUUUAUUCUUGCUAACCGGCCGGUUUUGCUUGAAUCCACUCCGAGCGAUGGACAAUGGGAACAAACAAGUACUUAAAAACAAUUAGAAAAAAAAAAAAAGGAGGAAAAAACCCAAACAAACCCAACUACGCUGGGAUGAGGAUUACUCACUUUAGCGCUGGCUAUGCACUUUGCGACACUUUCAACCCGCCCCACAGCUCCAGCAAACUCAGGGUUGAGCUCCGGGAAGGAAAAGCCACUCUACCUCCACCUAAGAAUUGCACAAAUGCAACUUCCAAGUCCUUUAGCCAGGAAAAGCCCUACUUCUGCACCUGCCGCCGGCUUCCCAAGGCGAGAGGAGGCCUUGAGCCACCCCCGCGCUUCCUGCAUGCCCUAGUUCGGCCCGGUUCGGCUCGACUCGGCUGGCUGCUCGGUCGAUGGGGCCUGCCUGCCGCAGAGACACCGCGUAGCUCCGGGGCCGGGGGAGCGAGCUGUCCCCGCACGGACAGCGAUCCGCUCCCGCCCGCUGCCCGCCGCUGCCUCGCCGGGACGGGCACGGUGGGAACAAAGCCUGUGGGGCACGGCGCGGCCUGGCCCGGCUCCGUCGUGCUCCCGGCCCCUUGUCGGGCUCCAGAGUGCUGCGGGCGGGAGGCUGGGACGACGCGGGACCGGGAAACGCGGCGGUGCCGCAGUGAGGGGGGGGUCGCCUGCCGUGCGGGAAGGGUGACCUCUGGGUGAGCCGGCGAUCAGGCUCCUCUUCCUCGCUAUGACUGUACAGAUUCAUGUGACAUUGAGGCUGGGGAGGUGGGAGGAAGGAGGGGGAGUUGGGGGAGAGGACCCGGAGGGAAGGGGGAGGGAUGAACUUUCUGCCGGGCUCGGCUUUUCACACCUUUCUCUCCCGAUGAUGCGUGAGGACGUUUUGGGAGAGAGUGGCUCUGCGGGGUCCCCUCCGAGCAGGUCCCCCUCGACCUUGAAGGGACCCGGCCGGGCCGCCCGGGUCUGGGAUUGUGCCGGGUUUCAAGGACACGGGAGAUGAUCAGGACUUUGGGAGCCAACAUCUGCCUGGCUGGUGACGUCAGCAACCCCGUGUAAUCCUCUUGUACUGAAGGCAGAUGCCUUAUUUGUUUGGCUGGAGAGGCAUUAAUCCCUAAUUCUGGAGCAGCAAGCGAGGGGGAGAGACCGGACCGCUUCCUAUCCCCCGAAAGCAACUAGCGGCACUCUCCUUCUCUCCUGCUCUCCACGGCUCCGACUGGGCGGAGGAGCCGUCAGCCCCCGGCAGGCGGCCGCACGCAGGAGCUGUGGUGCCGAGGGGGGUCGGAGCCGUCUGCCCAGUUUGCCCCCAGAUGCCCCG
Neopelma chrysocephalum (saffron-crested tyrant-manakin) is the source of this 1476-nucleotide messenger RNA. RefSeq lists its product as uncharacterized. NCBI's taxonomy places the organism in Eukaryota, Metazoa, Chordata, Aves, Passeriformes, Pipridae. Bases 201 to 863 code for a protein of 220 amino acids. The record is from RefSeq and is a predicted model, not a curated record. The transcript is spliced from 3 exons.